AUGACGAUUGUGGUUCUCAUCCCGAAGGUGGCCAGGCCGGCAUCUAUUGAUCAGUUCCGGCCCAUUAGCCUCUGCAAUGUUACAUACAAAAUGAUCACGAAAUGUUUGGCAGAGAGGAUCAAACCUCUCAUGCCACGAUUGGUGCAUGAGACGCAGACGAGCUUCGUCCCGGGAAAGCACAUAACGAAUAACAUAUGUAUUUUGCAGGAGGUGGUGCAUUCGAUGCGGGCAAAGAAAGGGAGAUCUGGUUGGAUGGUUCUCAAGAUUGACCUUGCCAAGGCGUACGACCGGAUUAAGUGGAGCUUCGUGUGA
Molecule: messenger RNA, 312 nt
Organism: Linum trigynum
Lineage: Eukaryota; Viridiplantae; Streptophyta; Magnoliopsida; Malpighiales; Linaceae
Source: the annotation of a GenBank genome assembly